AAAACAGUACUGUUGACAUGAAAAUCAGCUGUGGUUUGCUGUUUCUGGUGGUCUGCUUCAUGUGGGGCCCGUGCCCAGCUUGGUCUUGUUCUGGGAGUUCCUCUGUUCGGAAGAGUCAUAACCGUGUGGAUAUCAAUCAUUGUACAUCUUCACUGUGUGAUCCAUCUGCAUUAUGUCGCAACUUAACUGGGAACUAUGACUGCUACUGUGGUACAGGGUUUACCCCCAUUCCUGGGAGUUCUGGCAUUGCAACAGUUUGUAAAGAUGUGGACGAGUGUGAGAAUGAAGAUGUGUGUGGCAAGAACACAACCUGUCAUAACUCCUUGGGGAGUUACCGCUGUAUCUGUCGGGCAGGAUUUCAGCCAGUGCCAGAACAAACACAAGGGACCUGUACAGUGCAACCUCUCAACUGUCCCAACCCAAAAAAGCCAAACAAUUCCAUCCUCGCACAAUGUGGUGGGAAGCAUUCACAAACCCUUGAACAGCCAAACUCUGUGGGUGAUGAGUCUUGCUUCAUAAGAGAAUCAGCUCGCCGAUUACUUGAUAAAGUCUGUCAGAAUUUCAGCAUCACAGACGAUAUCCAGGCCAUCGCAAACUUUACAAAUAGUGUCUUCCGUAUGAAUUCACAGCUACAGAACAUGACGACCAGUCAACAGUUAAAUGUAGCAGCAACCAUCUUGAAUCUCUUGGAAAAUACGGCAAUGGCUGUUGCUUUAACUUUGCCCAGUGGGGAAACAAAGUCAAUCUCAGAAGACUCUUUUGGUAAAGUAUUACUCAGUACAAAUGCUAACCCUCUAGAUGUUGAGUUGACACAGUAGGCAUCUUUUAAUCAAAGGAAAGGUUGUUUAUUUCUGGUUUUAUGGUCAGCGCAGUCUGAGCCAGUUGGCACUUUACUGGAAGAAAUGUAUCAAUAAAAAUUGUGACAUCUGAUUAAAAAUUUCAAUCUGUAUUUCUUAGGGUUUCUUUUAGGAACAUACAGAAACAUUAUUGUCAAUGAUGCUGUGUCAUAGAGCUAAUAAGUUCUUUGAUUGUAUUUGGCUAUCAAAUUUCCACAGAAACACUGCUGAUGAAAUUGAUAUUAGUCCAGGUUCCUGCUUCUGUACAUAAGGCCAUAACAUAUAGAAGCAGAAUUAGGCUGUUUCUGUCUUCUCCUCAUAGCUCUUGAUCACCUUACUAUUCCAGAAACUAGCUACCUCUGACUUAAAAAGAUUCAAUGACUUAGCCUCUGUAGCUUUAUGUGACAAUAAGUUACGUAGAUUCAUCACCCUCUGGUUGAAGAAAUUCCUCCACAUCUCCAUUCUAAAACAUCAUCCCCUUAGUCUGAGGCUGUGCUUUCUGGUCACAGUCUCUCCUCAUGGUAGAAACAUCUUCUCCACAUUCACUCUAUCCAGGCGUCUCAGUAUUCUGUAUUCUGUUCCUCAUCCUUGCAAAUUCAAAAGUAUCAGCUGUUCAAAAGUGAUUGUGUAUGAACAUUUAUUGAGAACAGAUUUCAAUAUUUUCACUGUCUCUUCUGUGCCUCAGUGGGUUAUUUUACUGCCUCUCGGUGAGAAAACUGGGGGCUCGUGUAUCACUCCAGAGGUUUUGAGCACAAGAUCAAGGCAGACAAUCACACAGCAAUUCUGAGGGAGGGUUGCACUGUCAGAGGGACUGUCUUUCACAUCUGACGUGAAGUUGAGGUGUUUGGCUUCAGAUUUUGUAAAUGCAGGCUGUUUGGGUGGGGUCUAUAUUUGGCCUGUCGCAAUAAUGGAAGGAACAUCAUGUUUGAUUCAAUCAGACACUUGCUGAGAAACAUCGGCUGCAUACCAGGUUCUGCACUUGA
This is a messenger RNA of Chiloscyllium plagiosum (whitespotted bambooshark), 1819 nucleotides long. NCBI's taxonomy places the organism in Eukaryota, Metazoa, Chordata, Chondrichthyes, Orectolobiformes, Hemiscylliidae. The record is from RefSeq and is a predicted model, not a curated record.